CAACCUCGGACUCAAAUGAGCACUCCUGCACAACGCGUGCUCAUCACGGGGGCAAGUCGCGGCAUUGGCUUGACCUUCGCCAAGCACUACAAGGCGCAGGGCUGGAACGUCAUUGCUGCUGUGCGCAACCCUGCUUCAUCGCAAGAGUUGAUUGACCUGCAAGUAGAACGCAUUGUUGCCCUUGACGUGAGCGACGAAGACUCAAUCCAUGCCGCAGCUGAGGCGGUGGGAAGUCAAGUGCCCAUCAAUCUCCUAAUCAACAACGCUGGUAUCCUGGCUCGCGACACGCUCGAAACGGCCACGAAAGCUUGCAUCAUGCGCCAUUUUGAAGUAAACUCGGUCGGGCCGUGGCUCGUCACGCGGGCUUUUUUGCCAAACUUGGAGCUGGCGGCGGCAACGUCGCCCUCUGGAAUGACCAUCGUGGCCCAAGUGACAUCGCAAAUGGGCAGCAUCGAGCGCAACAAGUCGGGCGGGUAUUACGCGUACAGGUCGUCCAAGACGGCGCUCAACAGCCUCUCAAUGUCUUUGUCUGUCGACUUGAAGCCUCGAGGCAUCACGUGUAUUUUGCUGCACCCUGGCUACGUUAAAACCGACAUGACGGGGCACCACGGAGACAUCACGACUGCCGAGAGCGUGGCGGGACUCACCAGCAUCUUGGACAAAGCCUCUCCCGACGAUAACGGACGGUUCUACCACACGGACGGAUCGAUCAUUCCGUGGUAGAUCUCGUGUGCAGGUUCGAGCUGCUACUUGGUAAUUUGAUUGAUUGCUACCGGUGGAGAUUGCAAGCAAAGGUACACCCAUAGGAGAAGCACAUUGCAAGUGCGAUCGAAAAAAGAUGCGUUGG
Molecule: messenger RNA, 847 nt
Organism: Aphanomyces invadans
Lineage: Eukaryota; Oomycota; Saprolegniomycetes; Saprolegniales; Verrucalvaceae
Exons: 2
Coding region: 16-723 (235 amino acids)
Molecular function (GO): oxidoreductase activity, acting on the CH-OH group of donors, NAD or NADP as acceptor
Source: RefSeq, a predicted model, not a curated record